This is a messenger RNA of Striga asiatica, 1040 nucleotides long. Lineage: Eukaryota; Viridiplantae; Streptophyta; Magnoliopsida; Lamiales; Orobanchaceae. The record is from the annotation of a GenBank genome assembly.
AUGUUGAAAAGGAACGUGAGGCUGAGGAGGGAGUACCUCUAUCGGAAAAGCUUGGAGGGCAAAGAGCGUUUGCUCUACGAGAAGAAGCGCAAAAUUCGCGAAGCUUUGGCAGUUCCCCGUUCGACAAUUGAUGAUGAAUAUGCAAAUGCGGCCGAUAGAGAUCCUAAGAUUUUACUUACAACUUCACGAAAUCCGAGUGCUCCACUAACACAGUUUGUGAAGGAAUUGAAGAUUGUGUUUCCAAACUCACAAAGAAUGAACCGUGGUGGUCAGGUCAUAUCAGAAAUAAUUGAAACCUGCCGGACACAUGAUUUUUCCGACGUUAUUUUAGUUCAUGAACAUCGCGGUGUGCCAGAUGGUGUGAUCAUAACCCAUCUACCUUUUGGUCCCACUGCAUACUUUGGACUGCAUAAUGUGGUAACGAGACAUGACAUCAAGGACAAAAAGGCAAUUGGUACGAUGCCUGAGGCUUACCCACAUUUGAUUCUGGAAAAUUUUUCUACUAAGCUUGGUCAACGGACAGCAAAUAUUUUGAAAUAUCUUUUUCCAGUACCAAAACCAGAUACGAAACGUAUCAUCACUUUCGCGAAUCAGUCCGAUUUCAUUUCUUUCAGACAUCAUAUCUAUGAGAAACGCGGAGGUCCCAAAUCAAUUGAACUGAAGGAAAUUGGCCCUCGCUUUGAAAUGCGGCUUUACCAGAUCAAAUUGGGAACAAUGGAUCAAGAUGAAGCCCAAACUGAAUGGGUGAUCAGGCCUUACAUGAAUACAUCAAAGAAGCGCAAGUUUCUCGGGGACUGAUAUGAGGGCAUGCAGUGCGUAGUGCUUUUUAUUUGUUUUCCCUCAUGUACCAAAAGGCAUUGUUCUCUCAGUUCAAUUCAUAGUGUUGGAACAUUUGUUGUCCAAAAUUUAAUCAAGAGUUUGCUUAUUAAUAUGAGAAAAUUUUGGUUGACAGUGGGAUGUAGAAAAAAUAGUCAAGUGGAACCCUUACAUUCAUUGCUGCGGGCUAUUCAAAAUGGAAAAAAUGACAUCAUUUUACUUCA